AUGUGUCUGCAGCCAUGCUCACUAAACGACUUCGUGGACUAUCUUGUCUACGUCGAGCAGGACGCGGAACCGCUGCAAUUCUUCCUAUGGUACUGCGGUUACGUCCACUCGUGGACGACUCUGGCGCCCGAGCAGCGAGCUCUUGCGCCGCGAUGGGAUCCGGACCGCGGCAGGAAGCUCACUUCCAAGGAGAGGAGGGCCAAGAACUCGAGUAAAGUGAGCAACAUUCUCGAGAUGCUCGACGAGGAUAGCAGCUACGCCCAGGUCAAAGCGGGAGGGAACCAUACGCGGAACACAUCUUCGGCGACGAACUUUUCUCACCCUAGAGCAACUGGUCUCAGAGAUGGUGAAAAGGAAGAGGUGGAAGAGGGAACAGUACCGCAAGCACCAGCAUCAUCACAGCCCUUCCGCGCAGAUAUCGACGCCAUAACAAAACACUAUAUUCACGCCGACGCCCCGCGCCGCCUGAACCUCACCAAAGACGACCGCACCGCCGUCCUCAAAGCGACAUCCUCGACAACGCACCCGUCCGCCCUCCUCCCGGCCUUUGAAAAAGCAGAGGCCCUGCUCCGCGGGAAGCUCCACCCGGAUUUCAUCCGACACAGCAUGGCCAACGCGAACCGCGCCGCAACGCACCUCCUCCGCCUCCUCGGUCUCGUGCUGCUCACCCUAGGCCUCGGCCUCGACGUCGCCCUCAUCCUGUCCUCGUUCUCGCGGUACUACCGCCUCCUCUCCACGCCCAUGAUCUUUUUUGGUUUAGCGAUCCUCGUCGCCGCCCUCGACGGCGUCUCGUUGUCGCUCCACCUCGCGCGCAGACGACACGUGCGGCCGUGGGAGGUCCCGGACCUAGAAGCCGGCAGGGGUGGCAACGGUGCCGGCAUGAUGCACAAGAACAAGAAGGAGAGGGUCCCCCACCGCCGCGCCGCGACGAGCGAGAGCGUCACGGGCGCCGUCGACCCCCUCCGCAAACCCGCGCUCUCGACGCUCGGCGCGGGGAAUUAUUCGAGUUUCCGGGGCGAGGAGUGGGUUUCCGCGUACGAGUCCCGGUGGCUGUGGCGGCGCGUGUUCGAGCGCAGCCGGGCGAGCCGGAACAAGCACCUCCGGAUCCUGCAGGACGGCGUCGUUGCGGGCGCGGUGUUGUGGGCUUCGUUGGCGACGAUUGGGGUUGGUGUUGGGUCGGUUUUUAUACCCUCGUAUCAUUUGUUUUGA
Colletotrichum fioriniae is the source of this 1209-nucleotide messenger RNA. RefSeq lists its product as uncharacterized. NCBI's taxonomy places the organism in Eukaryota, Fungi, Ascomycota, Sordariomycetes, Glomerellales, Glomerellaceae. The record is from RefSeq and is a predicted model, not a curated record.